UCUUUGUUUUCCUCUCUCUGUCAGGAUUUUGUGUUUAUUGAAGCCUUUACUUGCUUACAGGGUAUCCAACGACUUACCAAAAUAAUCGAGGAAACUGAAAAUUUUUUUUCAGCCCAUUUGGGCCUACUAACUAUUCUUCUUCAAUUAAUGCAACAAUUUCCUCAAAUAUUUCCUUGGCUGGAAUUAUCUACUCAAUUUGUUCGUAAAAUUACUUUUUUUGUUAAUGGACAGUCAAAAUUGGAACAAAAUGGGACGAGAGCUUUGGCUUUGGAAAUGCUUUUGGCUAUUUCUGAACACUGGUUUGGAAGAUAUUUUUAG
This is a messenger RNA of Meloidogyne enterolobii, 318 nucleotides long. The record is from the annotation of a GenBank genome assembly. Lineage: Eukaryota; Metazoa; Nematoda; Chromadorea; Rhabditida; Meloidogynidae.